Symbiodinium sp. CCMP2456 is the source of this 1674-nucleotide messenger RNA. NCBI's taxonomy places the organism in Eukaryota, Dinophyceae, Suessiales, Symbiodiniaceae. The record is from the annotation of a GenBank genome assembly.
GAGCGCCAGCUUAACGUGGCGCAAAUGGACGUGUUUUCACGUUUAAUGAUGGAUCGCAUCAUAUUUCUUGGUACGGGCAUUAAUGAUCAGGUAGCCAAUAUCGUGCAGGCUCAGUUGCUGUUUUUAGAGUCGUCUGAUUCUAAAAAAGAUAUCCAAAUUUACCUGAACAGCCCCGGGGGCUCGGUGUAUGCCGGAUUGGGCAUUUACGACACCAUGCAAUUGGUUAGCCCUGAUGUAGCUACUAUCUGUACCGGUAUGGCGGCUUCUAUGGGGGCCGUGCUAUUGUGCGCUGGCGCGGAUGGCAAACGUUCGGCUCUCAAGCACAGCCGGGUGAUGAUCCACCAGCCUAUGAGCGGAGCACAAGGGCAGGCCAGUGAUAUGGAAAUUGCCGUGAAAGAAGUUCUUAAAAUGAAAGAAGAGCUUUACCGCAUUAUUGCCAACCACUCGGGCCAGGACUUUAAAAAAGUUGAGAAAGAUUCAGAUCGCGACUACUGGAUGAGUUCAGUAGAAGCCAAGGAUUACGGUAUGAUUGACGAGGCACACGGUAUUGUGGUUGAGGAAAUGGACGUAAAAGAGCGCAAGGAGCUUUCAAAGUCUAUUCGCCUGGUAAAACCUACCGAAAUAAAAACCUUCUUAGAUCAAUACGUGAUUGGUCAAGAGGAUGCCAAAAAAGUAUUAUCGGUGGCGGUUUACAAUCACUACAAGCGCUUAACGGCCGGCACCAAAGCUACUGAUGAGGUUGAGAUUGAAAAAUCAAACAUCGUUCUGGUAGGUGAAACCGGUACCGGCAAAACCUUGUUGGCCCGCACCAUUGCGCGCAUGCUAAACGUGCCCUUUACCAUUGUUGACGCCACCGUAUUAACGGAAGCGGGCUACGUAGGUGAAGAUGUGGAGAGCAUUCUUACCCGCUUGUUGCAAGCAGCCAAUUACGAUCAAAAGGCCGCUGAGCGCGGAAUAAUUUUUAUUGACGAGAUAGAUAAAAUUAGCCGCAAAAGCGAUAAUCCCAGUAUUACGCGCGAUGUUAGCGGUGAAGGUGUGCAGCAGGCCUUGCUAAAACUGCUGGAAGGGACUAAGGUUAACGUUCCCCCACAGGGCGGGCGCAAACACCCCGAUCAGAAAUUUAUAGAAGUGGAUACCAGCAAUAUACUCUUUGUAGCUGGUGGCGCCUUUGAUGGUAUCAAUCGGCAUAUUGCCAAGCGACUGAAUACGCGUUCGGUUGGUUUCCACAACAGCAAAGACCGGGAAAGCUAUGAUCCGGAAAACAUGCUUAAAUACAUCGCGCCUCAGGAUUUAAAGUCAUUUGGUUUAAUUCCGGAGUUAAUCGGACGUAUUCCGGUUAUAGCACAUCUUGAUCCAUUGGAUCCGGUAGCGCUCAAGCAAAUAUUAACCGAGCCGAAAAAUGCAAUUUUAAAGCAGUACGCCAAACUGUUGGAAAUUGACAACGUGGAGCUGGACUUUAAAGAGGAGGCCUUGGAUUAUGUGGUUGAAAAAGCGGUAGAGUUUAAGCUGGGUGCACGCGGAUUGCGCAGCAUUAUCGAAACCAUUUUAACCGAUGCCAUGUUUGAGCUUCCCGGAACGGCCGAAGAAGACAAUAAACACACUUUAGUAGUGGAUACCGCCUAUGCGGCCGAGCGAUUAGACAAGAUGUCUAUGAGCGCACUCAAAGCAGUGUAG